Messenger RNA from Solanum tuberosum (potato), 1296 nucleotides. RefSeq names its product putative F-box protein At1g20795. The transcript has a single exon. Bases 1 to 1296 code for a protein of 431 amino acids. The record is from RefSeq and is a predicted model, not a curated record. Lineage: Eukaryota; Viridiplantae; Streptophyta; Magnoliopsida; Solanales; Solanaceae.
AUGGAACUGAAUGAAGAUAUUGUUGUGGAUAUCAUCUCCCGCUUACCCGUGAAGCUAGCAGUUCAAUGUAAAGUUCUAAGCAAAAGUUUCAACAAUAAACUCUGUGAACCAAAUAUUUCACAAAGUUUUGCUUCACGAUGGUUUCGUGAUCAAAAUAUUACUAAUCUACUCAUCUGUUCGACACCAUCACCCACACAAUCAUCAUAUGAAAUAUCAAACUAUUCUCGUAAAUUCUUUUGCAGCAACCCUAGGCUCCGACUUGGGUACGAAAGACGAUCUUCAUCACUUAACGUUUCACUUUUGACCUCUUGCAAGGGUCUCCUUCUCCUUGAAUUUCAUAAAUUUAAAACUUUCUGUAUUUUUAAUCCUAUAACGAAAGUGCACCAAUUGAUACCUUAUCCUGAGCCUACAAAUUAUUUUUCUACUGUGGGCGGAGGCGCAGGAUUAGCCAUUGAUCAUCCAACUACAAAUCACAAUUAUAAAUUGGUGACUGUUGGGAUGCUGAAUAAAUGCCGAGGAUAUAGAUUUAGAGUAUUUUCAUCGGAAGAAGCUGGAGUUGUAUGGCAUGAAUUCCAAUUUUUGAAAGAGGUAUAUUAUCGUACUUCCAUAGUCGGUCCACAACCUGUUUACGUGCACGAUUGCUUGCAUUGGCUCACGAGUGACGGUAAUGUUCUUGCUUUUGAUACAAAGAGUAGUACCGGACAGGCUACAAUUAUUAACCUACCUCGCGAAGUCCUCCAUGUUUAUUUAAAUGAUCCUAUGUACGGUGCUAUUAAUUUCAUGUUCGAUGCAGUUUUGGAGUUGGUACGUGGUGUACUUGCCCUCGUUUGUUCAUUCAAGAAAUUCAUAGUCAUUUUUGGUUAUGAUUAUGUAAGCCGCAAAUGGAAAGUUUCAUACACAUUGCCUAACUUCAAGCCGGAUCUGGUGGGACGUGUUGGUGGUCCUGCUUCUCCAAUAUGUUUUGAUGGGGAAAAGUUGUUUAUCUUCGGAAGAUAUAGGGCUGCACUGCGGACUGGAUAUCUGUACGAGUAUGUUAUAGAGAUGAAGACGUAUAAAAAAGUAGGUGAAGUUUUUAAUAUGCUUAGUGCUAUCUUCUUCUCGUGGGAACCAACAUUAGCCCGUAUCCCUAAGACAGAGCUUCCCCCUUACAAAGUCCACUCUAAACAUUUCCCAGAGAUUACUGCAACAUUAGACGAGCUCCGAUGUCUGAUUGCUUGUAAACCUCGAGUUGAUCGUGUCACGAAAACAGCCAUAAAUAAUUAUAGGUUGUUAGCUGUUAUUGGUUCUCAAUACUAA